AUGACGUUCAAAUUUCCUCCGCCUCCGCCGCCGCCGCCGCCCAAGGCUACGUCAAACGAGCAGACAUACCCAAGUCAACGAGAAGGUCACAACCGAGGAGGAGGCGAAACAGGCCGCGGAAGAGGAGGAUAUCAGAACAGAGGUGGUGGCUUCCAUAACGCUGCCGGGAACUCAAGGGGUGGUCAUGGACAGAAUCGUGGGCGAGGAGAUGCGCGUGGCAGAGGCCAAAGGGGAGGUUAUCAAACCAACAGAGGGGGUGGAUACCAUAGGAACGACACCAGAUAUGGCCAUGGAAACGAUCUCAGGAAUGCGCCGCAGAAAGCCACCUCACCAGAAGCACAUGCCAACCCCCAGUCUCCACCGUUCGCAUACAGCCAGCCCGGUCCUCAGUAUUCUCCGCCCAAGCAUGCAGGCCAGAAGCGAAAAUUGAACGACCGCAACGGCAAUGCGCAAUCGCAAAGGAACUCCCAGCAACACAGCUCCAAACCACCCCGAGCCAAGGCUGCCGUGCCACCACAGGUACCCAGCUUUGGCUUUUCGCUGCCGCUACCUUCGAUCCCGAAACCGGACAACAAGAAGCGCAAGGUCACUCUUGGGCUCUCACAAAAGGUUGAGCAGGAUGAAAGUAGUGGUGAAGAGGACGUCGACGAAGAGGCCGCAUUUUCUGCGAAACUAAAGAGUGGGGGCUUCGCUUUUGAGCACGAAGGAGAGACCAUUACAAUACAAACGGGCGCUGAAGUUGCAGCAUGGAUCAAGGAUCGCAGGAAAAACUUUCCAACACAACAGAGGAUCAUAGAAAAGCAGGAAGAGGCCGCGCGCAAACGUUCAGCAGAGCUCGAGUUUUUGCGCAGAAUGAAAGGGAAGCCGCCAAAAGAGAGCGAACCAGUGACACCCAUUCAAAAACAACCGAACAAGGAUCGGAAUGGAGCCAAAACCGACAGCGCAAAACAAGAGGCGGAAAAAAGGAGACAAGAGGAGCUGGCUACAUUGCGCAAAAAGUUGCACGAGAGCAUGGUGAAGAAGCAGUCGGCACCAGCGACGGUAGACCUUGGACUGGGAUAUGAUAGCGAGACAGAGUCGGACGAGGAGAGCUCGGUUCUCUCCGAAUCAUCGGUCGUGUCCAGUUCAGAAGAGUCAGAUUCAGAUUCCGGUUCCGAUUCAGGGAGCGACGAGGCUCCAGAAACGGCAUCAUCAAAAACUGCGCCGCCGCCAAUAAAAGUCCCACCUCCUCCGCCUGCGACUUCGCGAGCAGAAACGAAGAGCAAAAAAAUGUGCACAAACUGGAAGCGAAAUGGAAGGUGUCCGUACUUGAGCAAAUGCAAAUACCAGCACCCACCAAAGGAAGAGGAUAAUAAGCGUCAGGGGCUGUAUGAGCGCAUGGUAGAGCAGGAACUUGUCAAGGCGGACCAGCUCGCGCUUGACGCGAUCAAAUACCUGGGGCAGAAUGGAUUUCUGGGGUGA
Molecule: messenger RNA, 1461 nt
Organism: Bipolaris oryzae ATCC 44560
Lineage: Eukaryota; Fungi; Ascomycota; Dothideomycetes; Pleosporales; Pleosporaceae
Exons: 1
Coding region: 1-1461 (486 amino acids)
Biological process (GO): box C/D snoRNP assembly
Cellular component (GO): nucleus
Molecular function (GO): RNA binding; metal ion binding
Source: RefSeq, a predicted model, not a curated record